Exophiala bonariae is the source of this 1122-nucleotide messenger RNA. RefSeq lists its product as uncharacterized. Gene Ontology annotation, biological process: secondary metabolic process. The transcript has a single exon. The record is from RefSeq and is a predicted model, not a curated record. Gene Ontology annotation, molecular function: carboxy-lyase activity; hydrolase activity. Bases 1 to 1122 code for a protein of 373 amino acids. Lineage: Eukaryota; Fungi; Ascomycota; Eurotiomycetes; Chaetothyriales; Herpotrichiellaceae. Gene Ontology annotation, cellular component: cytosol; cytoplasm.
AUGGCCACCAAGAUUCCGCUCAUAACACUUGAAGAGCAUUUUGUUUCCAAAACCAUCACGGAUUACUAUGUUUCCCAGGGCCAGGAACAAGUCAUACCUGAAAAAGUCAUGGACAUUAUGUCGAAAUUACUCGAACUCGGCCCUAAGCGACUGGCAUCAAUGAAUAAUGGCAAAGUGAGCAUCCAAGUCAUCUCGCACAGGCCAAAUACUCUUGCAAUUCCACCCGAGAUCUGUACCGCCACAAAUAAUGAACUGUACGAUGCCAUUCAAAAUUCUCCUGACCCAACCCGCUUUGCUGCCUUCGCAAUGCUACCAACAGCGUACCCAGACGCCGCGGCCAAAGAAUUGAAGCGAUGUGUUGAAGACCUCCAUUUCGUUGGCUCGCUAAUUGACAACACAACCAACGAUAAAUACUACGACGACGAGUUCUUCUGGCCUAUUUUUGCGGCCCACGAGCAACUCGGUGUACCCGUGUAUCUCCAUGGCGCACCACAUGUGCUGGACCAGUCCUCCGCAUACCAUGGGAACUAUCCACCUGCGGUGUCCGAUUUCCUUGCGAACUUCGGUUUUGGCUGGCACUCCGAAGUCGCCCUACACGUGUUGAAGCUGUUCGCCUCAGGUCUCUUCGAUAAGCAUCCGCGACUGAAACUCAUUCUAGGUCACAUGGGCGAGCACCUCCCAUACACUCUGGAACGCCAACACCGACUGAUCCAAAAGACUUGGCCAGCGGCCACGCGUCCUCAGAGGCAUCUUUUACAGGUCUGGCAUGAGAACAUCUACGUAACAACGAGCGGAAUGUUCAGUAUGGCCCCAAUGUCGUGCUUGAUACACAUGUGCUGUGCAGAUAAGGUACUCUAUAGUGUCGACUAUCCUUUCUGCAGCAAUCAGGAAGGUCUUCGCUUCAUUUCUGCCCUACGGGAAAGCGGCAUGAUCAAUGAUGAAGAUUUCGCCAGUAUUGCAUACAAAAACGCCGAAAGGUUGUUGGGGCUUCGUGUUCCUGACAGCAACAAAAUCGGACUAGAGAUGGGCAAGGACGAGACCCGACUGAGACCCUGGUUGAGCGAGGACAGUGCGAACGGCGAUCCAUUCCCGCAUAGUCCACUGGAUACUGUUAGAGAAUAG